AUGGCUAAAAUAGAGGAGAAAAAACUCCCAAUUUUGGAUGAGCUCGACAAACCAGGAAUCACCAAUGAAGAAGUGGAGAACGUGUAUGCAAGAUGGGCCAAAGAUUACGACAAGGAUCUCGAGGACCUCAACUACUAUGCACCGGCCAACAAUGCUAAUGAGGUAGAGAAUGCAUUGAAAGACAAAAAAGACGCGCUUAUUUUAGAUGCCGGCUGCGGAACUGGUUUGGCAGGAGUAGAACUUUCAAAGCGUGGUUUCCACAACCUCCACGCCCUGGAUGGGUCAAGUGAAAUGCUUGAGCAGGCCAAGCAGAAGGGCAUCUAUAAGAAAACGAUGUGUGCCUUACUUGGACCAAAUCGGUUGGACAUCCCGGACAGUACGUAG
Molecule: messenger RNA, 384 nt
Organism: Lingula anatina
Lineage: Eukaryota; Metazoa; Brachiopoda; Lingulata; Lingulida; Lingulidae
Source: RefSeq, a predicted model, not a curated record